Messenger RNA from Cladophialophora yegresii CBS 114405, 1662 nucleotides. RefSeq lists its product as uncharacterized. The record is from RefSeq and is a predicted model, not a curated record. Gene Ontology annotation, molecular function: peptidyl-prolyl cis-trans isomerase activity. Bases 1 to 1662 code for a protein of 553 amino acids. Gene Ontology annotation, cellular component: catalytic step 2 spliceosome. NCBI's taxonomy places the organism in Eukaryota, Fungi, Ascomycota, Eurotiomycetes, Chaetothyriales, Herpotrichiellaceae. Gene Ontology annotation, biological process: protein peptidyl-prolyl isomerization. The transcript has a single exon.
AUGUCCUCCCAUUACACCACGGAACCACCUCCUACGGCGUCGGUCCUGCUUCAUACAACAGCCGGCCCUCUCACCAUCUCUCUGUUCGCCGCCCAGACGCCUUUAACAUGCAGGAACUUUCUGCAGCAUGUCCUCGACGAAGAUUACAACAACAAUUUGUUUCAUCGCGUCUCCCCAGGCUUCGUUAUCCAAACAGGCGACCCAUCAGGAACGGGCGAAGGUGGACAAAACAUAUAUGAGGACCGCGAAUUUGAACGAUACGAUGAGGACUGGGCGAGACUGCUGGGUCGGGAGAAAGACGAAAAGAUCGUGUUCGCAGAUGAGAUUCACAGUCGAUUGAAGUUCAACCGCAGAGGCUUGGUGGGUAUGGCGAAGGGGACCGGCCCUGGGGCGGGAUAUGGCACACAGUUCUUCAUUACUUUGGGAGAUUGCAGAGCUCAACUCGACGGAAAGUGCACGAUGUUCGGUCGUGUCGAGGGAGAUGGAAUCUACAACGUGGUCAAGAUUGCAGAAGGCGAGCUCUUGGAGGGCAGCGAGAGGCCGAUGUAUCCCGAGAAGAUUCUCAAGGCCGAAGUUCUUGAAAUGCCCAAGGGCGACGCAUGGCAGAAAAUGCGGAAGAGGCAAAAAGUCGCUGAUCGCUUUGUCGAGGCUCCUGCAAAAAAGAAAGCGCCUAAGAAGAAGGGUGGAAAGACUCUUCUGAGCUUCGGGGGAGAGGAGGGCGAUGAGGAUGCGGGCCAAGUUGCCGUACGGCCCAAGAAGGCCAAGUUCAAUCCUGCCCUGAUCGAUGCAGAAGAUAUCCCAAAGUCGAAGCCGAAAACGAACGGUAUAGCCGAUAGACCUCGAAAUGCGGAAACACGGCCAUCACCCUCAUCGAUAAUCCCUGCAAAGCGGAAACCAAGCCCGACGUCACAGCGAAAGUCACCUUCUCCAACACAUCAUCGCAAACCCUCCUUUCACGAUUCAACAACGCAGCUCCCUCUUAAAGACCCCGAAUCGCCCUCCCGCUCACCCACUCCUGAUGAUCAGCCCUCAGUUCCUGCAUCCAAAACAUCCGCCUUGCAAGCGGAAAUCGCCGCCCUGAAAGCUUCUAUGCGUCGCAACAUUGAUACCACCGAUUCUUCGAAGCCCAAGAAAUCAGCAUUAGAGGCGAUGAUCCCAGCAACAAGUACGCGAGGCCGGAAACGUCCUCGCCCAGGCGAAAGCAACGCUAAAGACGAGGCUACCGCAUUGAAAAUGCUCAAUGCAUUCAGAGCACGCCUUGAAUCCGCCGAUGCACCCCCAAAACCCAAGUCAUCAACCAAUGGUUUUAGAGACCGAGACAUCUCUCACAGCACCUCCAAAAUAGGAAUGUCAAAGGACGCUGAAGCCAAUGACGAUGAAGAAGCCACCCUCUGUGAUCUACACUUCAUAGCCAACUGCCAGUCCUGCUCGAAAUGGGACGAUCCAACCAAUGGGGAAGCAGAAGAAUCUCCCGAUGAGGAUGGAAAGAAAUGGCUGAGCCACUCACUCUCGUUCGCCAAGGACCGUCUGGGGAAAGACCUAACGUGGAAAAGGAAGAAUGAAGAGGAAUUGGUAGUUAUCGAUCCGCGGGAGAAAGAACGGGAAUUGAAAGCUGAGAAGCGAAAAGACAGGGAGAAAGGCAAAGGAAAAGACAGAAGGUGA